Molecule: messenger RNA, 952 nt
Organism: Vigna unguiculata (cowpea)
Lineage: Eukaryota; Viridiplantae; Streptophyta; Magnoliopsida; Fabales; Fabaceae
Biological process (GO): translation
Cellular component (GO): ribosome
Molecular function (GO): RNA binding; structural constituent of ribosome
Source: RefSeq, a predicted model, not a curated record
CAUAUAUAAAGUAUUAAUUAAAAUAUUAUCUAAUAAGAGAAACCCAAAUCGUUUGAGUCGCGUAACCCAAAUCUCUGAACCUCGAAACCACGAUUCUUGUAUCAGUGACUUCAAGCUUCUAGCCCUAGUUGCUGUCACCAAUUUUCUCUCAUCUGAGUGAAUCGUCAAAUGGGUUGGAAAGCUGCUGAAAAACUCAUUAGGCACUGGAAAGUUGUCAGAGGGGAUAAUGUUAUGAUAAUAAGAGGCAAAGAUAAGGGUGAGACUGGGACUAUUAAGCGUGUUAUUCGCUCUCAGAAUCGUGUCAUUGUUGAGGGUAAAAAUCUGGUGAAGAAGCAUAUUAAGCAAGGGCAAGGUCAUGAAGGGGGAAUCUUUGCAGUCGAAGCCCCACUCCAUGCCUCCAACGUGCAAGUUCUUGACCCAGUAACGGGGAAGCCUUGCAAAGUUGGAGUUAAAUAUCUUGAAGAUGGUACUAAAGUCAGAGUAUCGAGAGGAAUAGGAGCAUCUGGGUCUAUAAUCCCUCGUCCUGAGAUCUUAAAGAUACGAACUACCCCAAGACCUACUGUCCUUGGUCCUAAAGAUACUCCAAUGGAUCUUGUGCUAGAGAAGACUUACGAUGCUAAAACAGGAAGGGGAAUGCCUGAGCUUUAAGGAUAUUAUGUACCUUAUUCAAAUUAGUGAGUUGCUAUCACGAUGAAAAAGAUAUGGAAAGAGUUUGUCACAUGUUUUGUUUACCGUGAUUUUGUGGAAUUGCUUUCAAAUUUUACUGGUUUAGCCUGUGAUUUACUGAUAGCUAAAAACCAUUAAUAAUUAUUUUAUUCUUUUCUAUUCAAUGGAUGUUAGCUUUUCUAAGGAUAGUCACAUAACUUUCACUCCACAAUUGUUAAAGUGAGUGAAACAAAGAAUCCCUUUGAUAGUUAUGGUUAUAGUGAGUGAAAUUAAUUGAUUCCAUCCA